AUGACAGGGAUAAGUGUCGAUGAAUCUGCUCUUCACUCUUUAAAGGAGAGUAUCUCUAUUGAACCCGACCAUUUAAUAGUAAAGAACUGGUCCAUCAAUGCAUCUGUAUGCAGCUGGAUUGGAGUCACCUGCAAUUCACGCCACCGUAGAGUUGCAGAGUUGGAUCUUGCAAACAUGGGAUUAGUAGGCAGCAUUCCUCCACAGUUGGGAAAUCUCUCCUUCCUGGUUUACCUUAAUCUGAGUAGCAACAGGUUUCACGGCGAGCUUCCAGCAGAGUUAGCUUGCCUGCACAGGUUAAAAUUCAUGGAUUUCAGUAUCAACUUACUUUCCGGGAGGGUACCAUCAAGUUUAGGUCUUUUGUCAAAACUUCAACAGUUGCGUCUCGCGGAAAAUGCUUUUACAGGUGUUAUUCCACAAACAAUAUGGAAGAUUUCAACACUGCAAGCUAUAGCCCUCCAUAUGAACAAAUUGUCGGGCAAUAUUCCAAUAGACAUAUGCCAUCAUGUUCCAGAACUCGGAUGGCUGUCGCUGGCUUUUAACAACAUAAAUGGGACAAUCCCAUCCAAUAUGUCAGGGUGCGCACAACUUCAGAUUUUGGCCUUGCAGAACAACUUCUUGACAGGAACCAUUCCUAGAGAAUUAGGAAAUUUGACUACGCUUGAAUUAUUAUAUCUGGGCUUCAACAACUUAGAAGGACUUAUACCACAGGAACUUGAAAAUCUUUAUGGAUUGGAAGUAUUAAGUUUGCAAGGUAAUAGCUUGAGGGGAUCUAUUCCAAACAGCCUCUUCAACAUCUCGAGAUUAAGAAAACUAGUUCUCAACCAGAAUUACUUUUCAGGCUCACUUCCAUCUAGCAUAGGCAAUAACAUGCCUAAUCUGGAAGAACUCUAUCUUGACCUAAACACCCUCACUGGAGUUAUCCCCAACUCUAUCUCAAAUUCUUCGAAGGUAACAUUGCUAGACCUUUCUGGCAAUCAGUUUACUGGUCUAAUUCCCAAUACACUUGGUAAACUAAGGUUCCUCCAAUCUCUCUCCCUCAGUGUGAACAAUUUGGAAGCUGAUCAAGAGUUGAGCUUCAUCUCUUCCUUGAUAGGGUGUAGAUAUCUAAGAGAACUCUCAGUUGGUCGUAAUCCUCUUAAUGGUAUCCUUCCUGCUUCCAUUGGGAACAUCUCUAAUCUUGAUUUCUUUGAGGCAGGUUAUUGUGGACUUAAGGGUGAUAUACCAAAACAGAUAGGUAAUUUGAGCAAAUUGAUCACACUAAGUUUAUCUUACAAUGAUUUGACUGGAUCUAUUCCAGUUGAAUUAAAUGGUUUACAGCAGCUGCAAGGAUUAUAUUUUCAAGUCAACAACAUGAGAGGAUUAAUUCCGACGAGUCUUUGUCAUUUGCAAAAUUUGGGUGAACUUACAUUGAGCUCUAAUCAUAUUGUUGGUGCAUUGCCUCAAUGCUUAGGCAAUCUUACUUCUCUACGUAAAAUUCAUCUUGGUUUUAACAAACUAACUUCCAGUAUACCAGCAAGUCUUUGGAAUCUUAACGAUAUCCUGUAUUUCAAUCUGGCCUCAAAUCUCUUGAAAGGAUCCCUACCACCUGAAGUUGCAAAUCUAAGUGACGUGGUUGUUUUGGAUCUAUCGAAGAAUCAGUUCUCAGGCUACAUUCCAAGUACAAUCAGUGAAAUGGGAAAGUUGAUCAAUCUGUCCUUGGCUGAUAAUAGUUUUAAAGGACCUAUUCCUGACUCAAUUGGGGAAGUUAUAAGUCUAGAAAUGCUGGAUCUAUCCAACAACAGUCUUACUGGCAUGAUCCCAAAGUCACUUAUGGCCCUUCAUAGUUUAAGUUAUUUCAAUGUAUCAUUUAACAAAUUAAGUGGAGAAAUUCCAAGUGGAGGACCCUUUGAAAAUUUUACUUACCUGUCUUUUAUGUCAAAUGAAGCCAUUUGUGGUAAGCCUCAAUUCCAUGUUCCACCCUGUGAAGAUAGUUCUGUGCACAGAUCAAGGAAUAAGAAAGUUAUGUUGGUUAUACUUAUUUCAAUAACAAUUGCAUCUAUAGCACUCAUCUUGGCCAUCAUACUCGCCUUAAGAUACCGAAGUAGGCAGGGUCAACCUCAAGCUGAUUCACUACCUAAUAUAACGCUUGAAAGAAUUUCAUACUAUCAACUCGAACGAGCAACUGAUUGGUUUAGUGACAGCAAAUUGCUUGGCAGAGGAAGUUUUGGCUCUGUUUUCAAAGGUUCCUUUACUGACGGAACGCUUUUUGCCGUAAAAGUAUUUCAUUUGCAAUUGGAAGGUGCAUUCAAGAGUUUCGAAACAGAAUGUGCGGUGUUCCGUAGCCUCCGUCACAGAAAUCUGACCAAAGUCAUUAGCAGUUGUUCGAACCUUGAUUUUAAGGCCUUGGUCAUUGAGUACAUGCCUAAUGGGAACCUAGAAAAGUGGAUUUAUUCCGAUGGGCAUUUCUUGGAUAUCAUUCAGAGAUUAAACAUUAUGAUAGAUGUGGCAUGUGCAGUCGAGUAUCUCCACCAUGGUUACUCACCACCGGUGGUUCACUGUGAUUUGAAGCCUAGCAAUAUCUUGCUAGAUCAAGAUAUGGUUGGACGUGUUAGCGACUUUGGCAUAGCAAAAUUGUUAGGAGAGGAAGAAACUAUUAGGCAUACAACUACCCUGGCUACUCUUGGUUAUAUUUCACCAGAAUAUGGAGCCGAGGGGCUAGUUUCGACAAGCUGUGAUGUUUAUAGUUAUGGCAUUAUAUUGAUGGAAACUUUUACAUGUAGGCGGCCGACUGAUGAAAUGUUUUCUGAAGAUUCAAGCUUGAGGAAAUGGGUAGCAAAUUGUGUUCCAGAUGCAAUAGAUCGGAUCUUAGAUACCAAGCUAAUAAGUCAAGAUGAAAGACACUUGAAUGAAAAGCUAAUGUGCAUAUCAUCACUUAUGAACAUGGCCGUGAAUUGUGCGGCAGAAUCUCCUCAACACAGGCCAAGCAUGAAAGAUGUGGUAAUAUCAUUGAAGAAGAUUAAAGUCCAGCUCCUGGCACAUUGUCAGCAAACCUGA
This is a messenger RNA of Fraxinus pennsylvanica, 3033 nucleotides long. NCBI's taxonomy places the organism in Eukaryota, Viridiplantae, Streptophyta, Magnoliopsida, Lamiales, Oleaceae. The record is from the annotation of a GenBank genome assembly.